Pristis pectinata (smalltooth sawfish) is the source of this 1369-nucleotide messenger RNA. It is a transcript of the gene rsu1, whose product is annotated as Ras suppressor protein 1. The transcript has 9 exons. NCBI's taxonomy places the organism in Eukaryota, Metazoa, Chordata, Chondrichthyes, Rhinopristiformes, Pristidae. Gene Ontology annotation, molecular function: protein binding. The coding region runs from base 134 to 967 and encodes 277 amino acids. The record is from RefSeq and is a predicted model, not a curated record.
CUCCAGGGCUGCAGGAGGUAAUGUCCUUUUAAAGCAACAGCGUUCUGCAAAAGCAGGAAUUCUUCUCUUAUGACUUCCGGUUGGGUGUGAUCUGGGUAUUUGUAUCUGGCGGCGUUUUCUGGAGUUUCAGAAAAUGUCGAAAUCGCUGAAGAAAAUAGUAGAAGAAUGCAAGGAAAAGAACCAGACAGACCUGGACUUGUGUGACAGGGGAAUCUCUAAUAUGCUGGAUAUUUCAGGACUGUUUACUCUUUCCAACAUAACCCAAUUGGUGCUGAGUCAUAACAAGUUAACAAGUGUUCCAGCAAACGUAGCUGACCUGAGGAAUCUGGAGGUGCUGAAUGUUUUCAACAAUCAGAUCGAAGACCUUCCGACACAAAUCAGCAGCCUACAGAAAUUGAAACAUCUUAACCUUGGCAUGAACAGAUUAAAUUCUCUGCCAAGAGGAUUUGGAUCUCUGCCAGCACUGGAGGUGCUUGAUUUGACGUACAACAAUUUGAAUGAAAAUUCCCUCCCUGGCAACUUCUUCUACCUCACCACCUUGCGUGCACUCUAUCUAAGUGACAACGAUUUUGAAAUCCUGCCGCCAGAAAUUGCGAAGCUCUCGAAGCUGCAGAUAAUCAGCCUCAGGGACAAUGACCUCGUAUCACUGCCAAAAGAGAUUGGGGACUUGUCUCAGUUGAAGGAGCUCCAUAUUCAAGGAAAUCGACUAACUGUGCUUCCCCCUGAAAUGGGUAAUUUAGACCUUACCGGCCCAAAACAAGUCUUCAAAGCGGAGAACAAUCCAUGGGUUACACCGAUUGCUGACCAAUUCCAACUCGGUGUAUCCCACGUCUUUGAAUAUAUUCGUUCUGAAACCUACAAGUACCUUUAUGGUAGACACAUGCAAGCAAAUCCCGAACCUCCAAAGAAGAACAAUGACAAGUCUAAGAAGAUAAGCCGGAAGCCUCUGGCUGCCAAAAACAAAUGAAUCGAUUGACUUGCGUCUUACUGAUGAACUCCACUUGCAUGUGCCUCAAUCUGUAUUUAUUACCUCAACUAUCUUAACAUCUUGUGUUCGGAACCAUAUAUAAUCUUUCACGUCAACUGUAGUUUUUGUAGCUUAAUAUCCUAAGCUGAUUGUAUUUGCCACUGAGUGUUAAUGUUCUUUACAUUAAUGUCACAAAACUUUUUUAAUCUGAGAACACACUUUGGGUAAAACAUACAAAUUAUGCCUUAUUCACAAAUGUUACACUGAAUAAGUUAUUUAUGCUAAGAGAAAUGGAAACCAUUUGUAUUUGGUGUGACAUGCGCUUUCAAAAUUACUCUUUAACAUAUGUAGCUUACUAAUUUUUACUGCUACUUUAAUUUUUAAAUAAAAUAUAUAUUUAUA